AUGGGUUUCCACAAAUCCUCCAUGGACAUCGAGCUCAAGAAUGGGCAUGUCCUAACCGCGUACUGCCGUCGUCCUUCGGGGGAAGCCACAUAUUCCGAGCUGAAUCUAGAUGAUUUCUUGGGUACCAAGCGAGGCAGAUUUGCCUGGAGCGCUGAAGACUUCUCUGCCCAUGCAUCCAACGUGUUCCUCGAACUUGAGGGUCCAACCCAUGAGCCCAUGCUUCAUGCCGCGUUGGAUGAUGAUGAAGGUGGUCAACAUAUGGACGUUGUGAAUCUGGCGGACUGUAUCAAGAAUGAGAAUGGACGACUCCGUUACAUGGAUUGUUUCUAG
Messenger RNA from Penicillium pulvis, 330 nucleotides. RefSeq names its product CVNH domain-containing protein. The transcript is spliced from 2 exons. The coding region runs from base 1 to 330 and encodes 109 amino acids. The record is from RefSeq and is a predicted model, not a curated record. NCBI's taxonomy places the organism in Eukaryota, Fungi, Ascomycota, Eurotiomycetes, Eurotiales, Aspergillaceae.